Molecule: messenger RNA, 2256 nt
Organism: Colossoma macropomum (tambaqui)
Lineage: Eukaryota; Metazoa; Chordata; Actinopteri; Characiformes; Serrasalmidae
Gene: bbof1a
Product: basal body-orientation factor 1
Exons: 12
Coding region: 494-2248 (584 amino acids)
Source: RefSeq, a predicted model, not a curated record
GUUCAAAAGACUGGAUGGGUUGGGUAAGGGUACUCUUGAUACGUUCAAGGCAACUUGGUGGGUAAAUCUCAACGAUGGAUGGAAUUAAUGUAUCACAGACAUCUUAGGUGAUAUUACAUCAGCAUUAAUCCAUGGGGGACUGGUAGUCUCACAACAGGAUGAUUUUUGGCCUUUUCUUUUUUUACUUGGUGGGAUGGUAUGUACAUGCAUGGCCCCUCAUAUGAAGCCCUGGCCACUGGUGAGCAACUGCCACACGGACCAAGAAAACAAAAGAAUACGACGUGGCCGCUACUAGUCAAUACAAUGACUGAACUCAUAGAUUCAUUGUGAUUAGCCAAGAUGAGAAAGCUGAUCCCUGUGCAUUGAAAGUUUAAGGAAAAAGGUCUCUCAUGUAUUGCAUAAUUUUAUCACCUAAAUUUGCUUCAGUACUUUGCAGUUCAAGCUGGCACCCGAUAAAAGUGUUUACUACCUAGGAUUAAAAUCUAUUUGCUGAAUGGAUAUGAGCAAAUCACCACUGAUGAAAAGGGAUCAAACUGAAAACAGUGGGAUCAGUGCAGGAAGGAAUGGAGUCCCGGCCUCCUACCGUCUCUAUAGUAACAGUGGUAAACAAGAUGUCAGAGGACCUGUGAAGAAGCGCAAGUCUACACUAUUCAUUGUUUUCUUAAUAUUUCAACCAAGAAGUAUGCCGAAGAAAAAGGGAAAGAAGGGAAAGAAAGCGAAAGGAAAGGGACAGAAAGAAGGCAAACGUGAGUCGAAAUUGGAUAAAGAGUCUGAUGUGGAGAGGGCUAAAGCCAACGCAACCCUGUGGGAGGCCAGACUGGAGGUGACGGAAGGUUCACGGGUGGAAUAUCGUGAAGCUGCUCGCAGACUAGCCAGGGCCAAUGAAGAACUCACAAAUCAGCAGUAUAGAGCUGAGAAGGACAUGAUUGAUAUAAUUGCUUUCCUGAAGAAGAAAGACCUUGAAAAAGAAGCAAAGAUUGUUGCCCUGGAAGAACAGCUAAAAGAGCAGAAGUCAAAAGCCUUACAAGAAAAAGAGCUUGUAGUUGCGGAGUAUAUGCAGAAGGUUAAUGAGCUGGAGGAGAAGUUUAAGAAGAGGUCCAAUGAUUUCCGCAUGAUUCAAGUGGAACUGAAGAACAUCAAGGAGUUCCACAAGAAGAAGGCCCAGAUGGAACAAGAGCUGAGCACUAUUAAAGAAAGUAUGUACAUUGCUGACCGUGAACACAAGGACAGUCUUGCAAGAAUGGAGCACAAAUUCUUCAGUGAGAAGGUUCGUUUAGAAAAGGAAGCGGAGCAGAGAAUUGCUCAGCUAGCAGAGAAAGCCCACAAUGAAGCGAUUGUGCAGCUGGAUGAUGCGUCCCGUUCUGUGUUCAAGGAGAAUGUGCGUUUGAAUGAGGCACUGGGGUACCACCUGAAAGAGGUGGAGGAGCUGAGGAAGACCAAUGAGGCCCUAGCAAGGGAGAACGCCUCCCUUACCCUGCAUAAGGAGACGAGUGAGCUGAUGACGAAAGAGAAUGUGGCCCAGCUGGCGGCUCAGCGGAGCGAGAUCUCUGAGCUCAGGGCCAGAGUCGCCACACUGGAGCAGGCCCUAAGCAUCAUGGCAGGCGAGUUUGAGCGGGAGAAGGCAGCUGUGCGGGAACGUGCUGUGGUCAGUGCUCAGGCCGGCAGCGUGGAGCUGGAGAAGCUCCAGAAGCUGCUGUCCAUGCGUGAGCAUGAGAUGAGCCGAGUGAAGCGGCUGGCGCGCGGAAUUGUGGAGCAGCGCACAGAGCUUGAACUUUUCUUCCAUGAGGCUCUGGCUCAGGUUAAGCAGGAGAUCGCAGCCAGCCAGCUCCAGUACAGACAGAAAGCAAUGGAGGCAUAUCGCAGACGAAUGAGCGAAGCACGGACAGGGAGGACAGAGUACCCCCGCAUACGCACGUUCAACAAGGCUCCCCACAGCACCAACAAUGUUUACACUGACCUGGAAGAGGCUGAGAAGUGGAACAACCUGCAGAGCUCUAAAGUGGACAUCUCUGAGCUGACCUGGGAGCAGAAGGAGCGAGUGUUGCGACUGCUCUUUGCAAAAAUGAAUGGCUUAAAAAUAAGGAAAGCAGCCGAGCCUCUGGCUCUGAGAGCAUCCUCUAAGGGGGACCGCAGUGGCAGCGAUCCAGGGGCCACAGAGGGAGAAUCACAUGCUACCUUCAUAACCCAGGCAGUGGUGUCCAACAUGACCUCCAACCCCAGCAGCCUCCCAGAUCUACAGACCACCUGAGUCUUGGU